Fusarium sp. VM40 is the source of this 486-nucleotide messenger RNA. The record is from the annotation of a GenBank genome assembly. NCBI's taxonomy places the organism in Eukaryota, Fungi, Ascomycota, Sordariomycetes, Hypocreales, Nectriaceae.
AUGGCUCCUGAUAUGGACGUAUAUCGUAAGACUGGUAGAGGAGGAGCGGGCAAUUACCAUCAGGGCAAGGCCGAAGAUGCUUCCAAAGAUCUCGAAGCCCAGAACCUAGCCACCGACGAGGUUCCUCCCCCAGACCGUCUAACAGCCAACGUCCCCGCGAGAGCCGGGCGCGGCGGCUCUGGCAAUUACGUCAACCCAGAGGAUCUGCCAGAUGCGCAGGAGCAGGACGAAAUGGCCCGGAAGACGGCUGCAGCUGUGAACGCGAGCCUCAAGAAGAACCAGGCUGUCCGUGGAGGGCUGGGCGGUCGCGGAGGGGCGGGGAACUGGAAGCAUGCCGUUUCUUUCGAAGAGGAGGAGAGGAUGCGUGAAGAAGAGAGGAGCAGGGAGGAGGAGCUGCAGAAGAGGGUGAAGGAUUCGGUUGAUCAAGGGCUGAAGAUGCCUGAGAAGGUGCACCACGGGCAUAAACUUGAAAAGCGCGGUGAUUAA